Molecule: messenger RNA, 4730 nt
Organism: Cuscuta campestris
Lineage: Eukaryota; Viridiplantae; Streptophyta; Magnoliopsida; Solanales; Convolvulaceae
Source: the annotation of a GenBank genome assembly
GCCAUCUGAUCGGGUUAAUCCCAUCAUUGGUGCUUUCAUUGAGAGCAUACUGUGAGAUAAGGCUGUGAGAUUAUGGCCGGACGAAGGACGAGACGUAACCCUGCUACUUCUGCCCAGUCGACGGUGAGGAGUGACAACCCUGAGCAAGGUAUGAUUGUUCCUGUCAAUGGGUUGGAAACAGCGCUAAAUAAUGUGGCUAACAUGAUGGCCAACAUUAUGGAGCGAUUGGAUAAGGCUCUUCCAGUUCCAUCCGGAACCCGGGAUAUCCCACCCGGGCAACCCCGCCAGGUCCUGCGUACUGCGAGUUCUCCUAUCCUACAGGAGCUCCACGACCCGGAGGAGGUUGAAAGGGAAAGGCGAGCCAUUGACAGACGCCGGGCGGAGGAAUUGGCCCAGAACAACAAGGUGAACGAAGGCCAGGCUAAGGAUCCAAGCCGGAUCUUCGGCGAUGGACACGAAAAUCCGCGGGGAUGUGUCUUUGAAAGGAUAUCUCGCCAGAAAGCUCACGUUAGUGAGAGGCUGGGGAAGAAUCCGAAAAAGGCACCCCGGGGUUGGAUACGACCUCAGGCUAGCCACGUGGCAUCCUCCAAUCGCGAACCCCGGCAGCGAAAUGACCGAGGCGUGAGCCAAGUGCCGGUCCUGUCGUUGCGGAAUCUGGAGGAGGACAAGGUUCAAAGCCAAGCCAGGGUCCCAGCACCACGGCGUCUGGGACCGCCGGUGCCAGAAGCUGGUGAAUUUCAAGACCUGAGACAGCAGAUCCAGGAGAUGCAGAGGAAGAUAAACAAGGGUCGAGUAUUCACUACUCGAACGAAUACUCCCUUGGCUCCAGAGAUCUUUGCGGAACCAUAUCCGCAGGGGUUCAAAAUGCCAUUUGUCAAGCGUUAUGACGGUGAAUCAGACCCCCAAGAGCACAUAAAUAGCUAUGUCCAAGUGAUGAUCGUCGUGGACGCCAGUGACGCACUCAUGUGUCGGUGCUUCUUGCAGACCGUUGAUAGCAAGGUUGCAGACUGGGUCAACCAUAUCCCUGCCGGAUCAGUCCGAACAUGGGAUGAAUUGGGACUACGGUUCCUAGAGCAUUUUGCUGGGAACUGCCGCCCCAAAAAGCAUUUCACUCACUUGGCAUCAGUGCGACAGAAGCAUGGAGAAUCCUUAAAGAAUUUCCUUAUCCGAUGGAGGUUGAAGGAACUGAUGAUAAGUCCAGAAGCGAUGGUCCGGGCUGGGAGGUAUGUGACCCUGGAAGAAAGAAAGGAGGAGAAGAAAGAGAAGACUCCUAAAGAAGAAGAGAAGUCGGGAACUAAGAAGCCGUUUAAGAAUAAAAAGCAGGGCUUCCCGGAUGGCCCAAAGGGCGCAAGUCCUGGGACCUCGGAGAAUCAUAAAUCUGCCAAUCCAGUCUUUACACUGCCAGUGGCUGAGGUCAUGGCCCAUGCAGCACAGCAGGGGCUCAUGACUUACCCAACUUAUUCUCAGAAGGUUUGCAAUGUGGAAGACUCUGGAAAAUGGUGUGCUUACCAUCGCAAAAAUGAUCACAACACAGAAGAUUGUUAUACUCUGAAGAAUGAGAUGGCAAGGCUGAUCCGUCGGGGUCAUCUGAAGAAGUUUGUACAAGAUGGUGACGCCGGGAAUCCCGGGAAUGCUCAGAAUGGAAAACGCAGAGAUAAAGAAGUAGCCCAGGCUGAGGCCCGGGAGAAACACCACAUUGGGCUUGAAGAUGAAGAUGAGGAUUCGGAACCCGCACCGCAUCGCCAGAAGAGACACCACGGGUGUAACUUCAUCAUUGGAGGAAACACUGGCGGAGAUUCAGCCCCGAGCCGGAAGAAAUGGGCUAACGCGGCAAUGGUCAACAAGGUGCUGGUCCCGGAAGGUAAGAAGUUGAAAACCGAGCCUAUUGUGUUUUCUAAUGCUGAUCUUCCAGAGACAGGGGUCCCUCAUAGGGACGCCCUGGUAAUUACUAUCGAUAUAAUGGACUUACUAAUCCACAAAACCCUUGUGGAUACGGGAAGCUCCAUUAAUAUCAUGUAUAUGGACACAUACAAGGCUCUCGGUUUCACAAGAGAUGAAUUAUCACCCAUCAAGACUCCACUAACCGGGUUCACUGGUGACUCUAUUGAACCGGAGGGGGUAAUAACCCUCCCGGUUGAGAUAGGCGAUACUAAGGCAACUCGGAAGCUAGACAUGGAGUUUGUCGUGGUGGGGAUAAUCUCCAGCAUAAAUAUUAUCCUGGGCAGACCCGGAUUGGAAGAUUUGGAGUGUGUCAUUUCACCUCGUCACCUGUGCAUAAAAUUCCCAACCCCUCAUGGAAUUGGAAUCGCCAGGGGAUCGCAGAGGGUAUCCCGGGCAUGGUAUUUGAAGGCAACCAAACAGCCGGUCAAGUACGAUACCCAAGUGGGAGAGGUGACUGCACAGCUCCUGAGGGCUGAGGAAAAACGUCCCAGAGUAGAAGUUGCCGGCGACAUUGAGGAGGUGGAACUGGAGCCAUGCACGCCGGGAAGGUUUGUCAGGAUUGGUAAGGGCCUGGGGGCUGAACUCAGGUCACGGGUGAUUUCAGUCCUCAGGAGGUUCAGAAGGGUCUUUGCAUGGAGUCCAGCUGAUAUGCCAGGGCUGGAUCACAAGAUUGCUGUUCAUCGCCUAAAUAUUCUGCCGGAUGCCAAACCGCUGGCAGAGAAGGCGCACCCAUUCUUCGCGGUGAUCAAGAAGAAGGCGACCUUUGAAUGGACACCGGAAUGUCAAGAAGCAUUUGAAGAAUUAAAGAGAUAUCUCACAAGUCCGCCAGUUUUAUCCAAGCCGGAACCUGGGGAUAUUCUGACUCUAUAUUUGGCGAUUGCGGACUGUGCCAUAAGUACUGUGAUCGUGAGAGAAGAGCAUGGGGCCCAACAUCCGGUCUACUACGUCAGCAAGACCCUGAGAGAUGCAGAGUUAAGGUAUUCUCGUCCGGAGAAGGCCAUGUUGGCGGUCUUCUGGACGGCGAAGAGAUUGACCCCGUACUUUCAGGCUCACCGAAUUAUUGUUCUCACCAAUGAGCCAUUGGCGUUGCUUAGCCGGAGCCCGGCAGCAUCGGCCCGGAUGACCAAGUGGGUGGUCUUUAUCAGUCAGUACAGCGUGGAAUUCAAGCCGCGCCCAUCAAUCAAGGGGCAAGCACUCGCCGAUUUUCAAGUCGAGUGCACCGCUAGGGAAAUGACAAGAGCCCAGGAUGAAACCCGGAUGGAGAAAGACUGGUGGAUAAUGAGCAUCGACGGAUCUUCUGGGUCUCGAUCUUGCGGAGCAGGUGUCGUCUUGAUCACCCCAGAACAAUUCCGGAUUUAUUACGCUAUCAGAUUUCAGUUCCGCGUAUCCAAUAAUGAAGCUGAGUAUGAGGCCCUGAUCAAUGGGGAGUUUGAAGCAAAGGAAGAGAGGAUGAAGAAGUACCGGGACUUGUCUCUAGAGAUGUUGGGAAGGUUUGAGUUUAAGCUUGAACAUAUACCCCGGGCCCAGAACGCAGAGGCCGAUGUUCUAUCCAAGCUCAGCGCAGAAUCACCGGAAUACAUAAGCAGAUUAGCAACUAUCGAAGAGCUGGUAACCCCGAGUCUUAACAGCAGCGAAGUGCUCUGGGAUGGAAUCCUCUAUAAGCGAUCCUACAACAGUGUCUUGCUCCGUUGCCUCAGGGCAACAGAGGCGAAGGCAUUGAUGGAAGAAAUACAUAAAGGGGUAUGUGCUGCACAUCAGGGUCCAUACUCCAUUUCCAGAAGGACUAUUAUCCAGGGGUAUUUCUGGCCAACGAUGAGGAAGGAUUGUGAAGAAUAUGUGCGCAAGUGUCCGAACUGCCAACAGUUCCAGAAUAUACCCGGGAGGCCAGCCACAAACUACACACCCAUCAGCUCUGUGAUUCCCUUUUCAAGAUGGGGAAUCGAUAUUGUGGGAGCCCUGCCAAAAGGAGCGGGGCAGGCAAGGUCGAUUGUGGUCGCGAUAGAUUAUUUCACAAAGUGGGUAGAGUCUGAGCCACUUGCGGGGAUCACCGGAAGGCAGAUGAUUGACUUCGUUGGAACCAAUAUACUCUGCAGGUUUGGGGUCCCGAAGCAGAUCAUAUCAGAUAAUGGAACCCAGUUUGAGGAAGCAGAAUUUCAAGACUUCCUCAAAACUUGGGGAAUUCAGCACACGAAGGUGUCUGUUGCGUAUCCUCAAGCUAAUGGACAGGUGGAGAAUGUCAACAGAACAAUCAUAGACGGAAUAAAGAAGAAGCUACUUUCAGAAGGAACCAAAUGGGUAGAUGAACUACCCAGAAUCCUGUGGACAUAUAGGACGACUCCAAGGAGAGCCACGGGUGACACUCCUUUUGGUUUGGCUUAUGGUUUUGAAGCCCGGGCUCCCGCCGAAGUAGUAAUCCCCACCAGGAGAGAAACGGAAUAUGACCCGGAGGUGAAUGAACAGAAUCAGGCCGUAGAGCUGAAUUUCGUAGAAGAACGAAGGGAUGAAGCACGCAUCCGGGCAGAAAAUUAUCGUCGCCAGGUGAAAUCUUACUUUGAUAGCAAGGUGAAACCAAGGGCAUUCCAGGUGGGGGAUUAUGUUCUGAGGAAACGAGAGAAGAGUCAACCAACUAAAGGUGGGAAGCUGGCAAAGAAGUAUGAAGGACCUUAUAUCAUCAAGGCCGUAGUUUGCCCAGGUACCUACAAGUUGGUGACUCUCAAGGGGAAAGAAAUUGAUAAGACAUGAAUGUAGAGCACUUGGUCAAAUUUUAUCAGUAAAUCAUUUUGUAAAAA